AUGGGCAGCCGGCCCCGCAGCCCCAGCGCCCACCCCGAGCCCUGCUGGGGACCGCCGCGCGGAGGACCCGGCCCGGCCAAGCGCCGCCGCACCCCGGAGCCCGAGGGCCCGCAAGGCAUGGAGGGGCCCCCGGCCGCCGGCGCGCUCGCCUCCGUGGUGGUCCUGGCCGCCGGCUCUGCCCUGCAGCUGCUCCUGGACGACGUCGACCUGGUGCUCGAGCCCGAGCCCACGUCGGUCCUGCAGGUGUCCCUCGGGGGCCUCACCCUGCUGCUGGUCCCCGAGGCCCUCCUGCGCGCGGGGGGCCAGGGCCACCCGCCUGCCGGCCCGGAGCAGGGCGCCGUCCCGAGCGCGCCCGGGCACCAAGCCGCCGGCCCGCACGAGGCCCUCUGCGCGUCUGUCCCGGACGUGGCCGCCCAGGAGGAGGCCUGUGCGGAGGACGCCGACCCCGAGCUCCCGCCGCCGCGGGCGGGCCCCACGGCCGGCUGGGCGCCUGAGCUGCGGGCCUGCGCUGGGGGGGUGGCCGGGCCGCGCCCGCGGGCCCCCGGCCCUGGUCCAAAGAGGCUCUCUCCUCUCCGCUACUUCGACCUGGACCCCCACCUCCUGGAGCCCUUCCCCGGCUCGCCACUCCAGCCUCUGCCGCCCUCUCCGAGUCCGGGUCCCCACGUGCGCCCCCAGCGCCCUCCAGGACCCUCCCCCAAGGCCCGGAGACGCCUGUUCCAGGAAUGAACGGCUCCCGCAGCCUCUCAGCAGCGGGCUUCAGGCACUAGUGAUCCUCGGUGAUGCACUCAUGCACAAUAUUUAUUAAGAAGAGCUUUGUGAAAAAGAGGCCAAAUAAAAGCAGAAAGAGAGAGCUACCUUGAAGUGCUGCAGAUCUAGAGACAGCGUCAACAACCUCUUCGGAAGUUCUGGAGUUAGAAUGGUCACAGUUGUCUCAGGAAAGGCUAAAAUAGCCCAAUUCCCUGAUCAAUCAGCCAUUGGGUGUGAGGAACCAGGGAAGAAUCAUAGCCCAAGGCAAGGCCACUUUCUUCAGCUGAGACACUUUCCAAAGGGAUGACAACUGAAAGCUGUCUGUCUGUCCAUAGCAUUCCUAGCACUUAUGGAAACAAUUCUCAUUGAAGAGGAAUCUGGGUGGCGCAUCACACUGCCCACUACAACAUCAUAUAUCGAUCCUGUUUAUCAUAAUAGCCAUAUCCAUUUAUUCUGAUCUUUAAUUAUAAUUAAAGAUUAAAUUACUGACUAGCAGUAAAGAAAUUAUAAUUUUCUUCAUAUAGGUCUUGAAUAUUUGGAUAAAGACUGAUCACCAUUUUUUUCUCUUUCUUUUUGCUUUCCAAAAUCCUUUCCCUGAACCUGGUCAACCAAGAUAAAUGUGUACUUAAUAAAUAAAUGAAUAAAUAGCACACAAAUGUAAUGCAUUGGGUUUUUGGAAAAUAUUUCUAAAAUUAGAAUGUAAAAAAACCAGUGAAAAUAAUAUUUAAUAAAA
This is a messenger RNA of Canis lupus familiaris (dog), 1480 nucleotides long. It is a transcript of the gene PRR23A, whose product is annotated as proline rich 23A. NCBI's taxonomy places the organism in Eukaryota, Metazoa, Chordata, Mammalia, Carnivora, Canidae. The coding region runs from base 1 to 726 and encodes 241 amino acids. The record is from RefSeq and is a predicted model, not a curated record. The transcript is spliced from 2 exons.